UUGCUUGGGGUGAGCGAGCGGUAGGGCUGAGUUUCUUUGGAGAAGAAAAGCCCUAGGAUGGCAGGCAAAGGAAGUAGCAGAGCAGACUCCAUGUCCUGCAGUGUACUGAACUGGGAGCAGGUCAGCCGUCUGCACGAGGUUCUUACAGAGGUGGUUCCGAUCCACGGGCGGGGGAACUUCCCAACGCUGAAGGUAACCCUGAAGGACAUUGUUCAGACGGUUCGGAGCCGGCUGAGCGAAGCGGGCAUUGUGGUCCACGAUGUCCGUCUGAAUGGCUCUGCAGCUGGUCAUGUCCUGGUCAAGGAUAAUGGGUUGGGAUGCAAAGACCUGGAUCUCAUUUUUCAAGUUUCUCUUCCAAAUGAGGCAGAGUUUCAGUUAGUUCGAGAUGUGGUCUUGCGAUCCCUCUUGAAUUUCCUGCCGGAAGGUGUAAGCAAGCUGAAAAUCAGUCCUGUAACACUGAAGGAAGCCUACAUCCAGAAGCUGGUCAAAGUGCACACAGAGACUGACCGUUGGAGCUUGAUAUCGCUUUCCAACAAGCAUGGCAAAAAUGUGGAGCUUAAGUUUGUAGACUGCAUACGACGACAGUUUGAGUUCAGUGUGGACUCGUUCCAGAUCAUUCUGGACUCCCUGCUCUUUUACUAUGACUACUCAGAAACCCCCAUGUCGGAGCACUUCCAUCCAACUGUGAUUGGAGAGAGCAUGUAUGGAGACUUUGAAGCAGCUUUUGAUCACCUCCAGAACAAGCUGAUAGCUACCAAAAAUCCUGAAGAGAUCCGAGGUGGUGGAUUACUGAAGUAUAGUAACCUCUUAGUACGAGACUUCAGGCCCAUGGAUAAAGAUGAGAUCAAAACAUUGGAGCGCUACAUGUGCUCCCGAUUCUUCAUAGACUUCCCAGACAUCCUGGAUCAGCAGCGCAAGCUGGAGACUUACCUCCAGAACCACUUCUCCAAAGAAGAGAGGAGCAAGUACGACUACCUCAUGAUUCUGCGCAGGGUGGUGAAUGAGAGCACUGUGUGCCUCAUGGGACAUGAGCGAAGGCAGACUCUCAAUUUGAUUUCUCUGCUGGCACUCAAGGUGCUGGCAGAACAGAAUGUCAUCCCUAAUGCCACUAAUGUAACCUGUUACUACCAGCCAGCACCUUAUGUCAGUGAUGCAAACUUCAGCAACUACUACCUUGCAAAUGCCCCUGUGCUGUAUAGCCAGUCCUACCCUACUUGGUUGCCUUGCAACUGAUCGCUUCCCUUGAGGGCUCCUGGGUGGAGGCUACUGAAAGCCAUAAUGCUGAGUGUAAAUGUAAACAAGUAAUAAUGUCAGUUGGAUGUUCUCUAAUGGAAACAUGACUGUAUCAGACUGUCCAUUUCCUGGUGUGCAGUGGGAUUAUGCAGCCAGGUGACCUGCUAUGAACCUUUCAGUGUAUUUCUACAAAUGCCAAAAAGCCUUAUUACCUCUUCAUCAGGGAGAAGAGAACCAGCAGCUAAAUGUUAAGAGGAGUAGUUAAGAAACUUUGUACUAGCUCUGGAAGUGGCUGUUAACAUGUGAUCUAAGUGGAGUAUUCAGUAAACUGGGUUGGUUAAUCGACUGUAAAAUGCCUUAAGCAGAAGCUGCUCCUGGAGUAGUGGCAAAACUCUUUCCAUUCCCUAACCUCAUUACUCUUCCUCAGUCGAAGUUCUGUCCAAAUUUCUCUUGAACUAAUGGUGCCAAGACUGGGCUCAUGUUAUGCUUGGGCUGCUUUUACUUAGUGUCUGUGUAGAGCUGGUAAGAGUAUGGAUACUGUCUGUCUUGUAGAGGACAUAAAUGUUGCUUCCUGUCGUGCCUAUGGAUAUGUGAUCCUGCCUGGAGUUCAAGAUUAAUUUCUUGCAGUUGAACACAGUUUAGUAAGUCUAUUUAUAAAGCAUAAACUGGUUAAAUUUUUCUUGACUACAAAAACUUGGAAGGUGGCAUUCCUAAAUACACACCAAAACACAAUCUAAAACUUGGUAAUGUGAAAAGUCCUUGAAUUGAGGAAUUGAAGCUUUAAAUAGAAUUGGAUCCACAGUUUGAACACUUAACUUGGAAAAAGAUUUUUUACUCCAGCAUAAAGCUAAAGCCUUUCUGAAUAUCUUUCAAAACAAUUUCAGCACAGUUGGAAAGUAGAACAGCUCUUACUUUGGGGUUUGACCAGAUUUUCUUCCUCACAUGUCCACAGUAAAACCAACAAAAACCCUAAACAAAAAUCCCAAGCCACUAUAAUUUGCAGGAUUAUGUGCACUCCUGCCUCAGUACAAAUUCUAAAAGUGCCUCCUAAAAUGAAUUUCUUAUUGUACAACUUCAGGCAGGUCCUGAAGGUUUGUCUUCCUGUCACUGCUGAAGGGUUGAGCUUACUGGGUUAUCCCUAUCACCUGGUCACUUUGAUAUGGCAUUUUGAGUGGUUAGGGUAAAAUUCUUCCUUUUUAGUGCUCUUAACCCUCACUUGAAGACAUGUAAAAGUCCUAAGCAGCGCUCUCCCAGGACCUGUAUGUAUUGAAAGUCCGGGCCUCAGUUCAGAAUAGUCUCUGGGAGAGUGUGCACUCUCUUGUAGGUACAGGGGGCUGAUCUUUGUCAAGGGUAUGUGCUGAACUUGCUGCUUUGAGACUCCUGGGCUUUAUAAGGAAGGUUAAAAAUUCUUCAGUUAUUUAUAUAGUGGUAUUAUUAACUGGAUGAUUUUCACUGGAUUAUAAUAGUAAAAUACAUAUAGCAGUGAUCAUGAGUUUCUUUUGUUUAACUAGAGACAUAGACUAGAAAGGCAAAUAGCGCUAUUAUUAUGUGCUGAUGCAAUGUUCAAAAAUGCUUUUUCACUGAAUCUUUUUGAUUACUUCUAUAACUAUUUAUUACUAUUCUGCAAGCUUGUAAGACCAAAGUGCCUCAUCCAACCAAUGAUUAAGGCUUAGAAGGUAAAGAAGAAAGCAAGUGGAACACCAAUGUUUGGUUGCUAUUCAGUGUGGAAAACAGCAGCAAUGCUGUGCUUAAAUGACAGUAAAAAUUGCCUGCUCCUCAUAAGAUCAACAAGUUCUUUCCAGUUUUCAUAACUACUUCAUAAAGACUGUCUCAACAGAGCAGCGAGGCUACUGCUCUGCUCAGAUUUAGCUCAGGAAGGCAGGGAGGGAUGUGAUCUACAAAGUGGACUGUAUGUAGCCAAGGAGGCUUGGCUUAAUUUCCUGAACAGUUUUGAUAGUAGCUUUGGUAGCAAAAAGACAAGUAAUUUGGUGGAUUAUAUUGUGGGGUUUUUUUUCAUUAAAGACUUCCUGAUUAGUCAGCCAAAGUAGGUAAACUUGAAAGAAAACCUGGUCUUUUUCAUGAACUGUGGCUUGGACUUGGUGUGGUUUACAGACAAGACAUCUGUCAUCCAAGACUUUGACUUUUUUAAAACAUGAUACCAGUGUUGUCAUAUGUGUUAAACUUAGUUCAAGUUUACUGCUGGAAUGCAAUCCUAGGCAAGAAUAACUCCUGCAUGCAAAGCAAUACUUGGCCUAGUAUAGAGUGUCACUAGAAAGAAGACUUAAGAGUUUGUAAUUGCUGUCAUCUCUUGCAUAGAUGUGUAUGAAGCCAACCUAUGCUAUAGCCAUUGCAGAAGUGAACCGUUGCCUAGAGGGGCUUAGAUUCAGGUAUCUGCCUUCUAUGAUGUCAUGGCUGAUCUUUAGGAACUGUUUUUGUGCAUUGGCUCACAUGGAAGAAGUGGUGAGAUGCUUGGGAGAAGUCCUCACAAGCUGGAAACACAGACUUGUUUUAUUAGUCUUUAAUGCCUUGGCUGCUGAACAUCAGGCCUGGAAAAAGAAAUGCUAGAGAAGGAAAAAAGGCUGAAUUGGAUUCCUAGUGUGAUGGAGCUAUGGAGAAGUUAAGUUUCCUGACAUAAUUAUUGUGCUUUUGCUGAUGUAACUUGAUGCUGAAGCCUCUGAGGAAGUUCCACAUUGAAUUGCUGCUCUCUGAACAGCUGAGUGCCUGGGUUUAAGCCUUGCAGAAUUCUUGUGUUCCCUGUCUGGUUGUUAAGAUACUCUGGCACGUAGGAAAUUCUGAUGCUUUCUAACUCAGCUCUUAGAUACUAAACUCUCAAAUGGUUAAAUUGUAUUCUGAAGCUGCACACUACCUGCUGCUUUGAUGCUGGAGUACCCGGGAUUGCUGGGACACUGCUUGUCCCAUUGCCUUCAAAAUAAUCCUGGCUUGGCAGGUAACGCUGGUGUACUUGGUAGCUUUUCAUCACUGUGCUGCAAGUAGCCUGCCACUUUCUGUUAUGGGUUGUCCUGGCAGCUUGAUGGGUGAGAGUGGCAGUGGCUUAAUUUGCUGUGGGUUAGCUGGUUUGAGUUCAGCUUUAUGGUGACCCCUAUAGCAAGGGAUGAUUUGAGAAUGAGCACUAGGUAAAAGUGAUGACCCUAGGCCAAGUCUAGGAUGCCUGCUUGGUUCAGUCACCCCUCGGCACUAAUAAUGCCUUUGCAAACCUGUUCUAACCUCUUGUGUGUCAUGCAGAGGUUAGAGAGAAGCUACUGUACUUAAGGCUGUUACCUGAUACAUUCUCUCUGGGCAGUGGCAUUAAAACAAAGCUUCAGUAACACUCAGUGCAUCAUUCCUCAGGAUCAAACUUCUACUAAUUAGGCUGUGGUAUAAAAUAGCUGUUUUCUUCAUGUAGCUUCUAAGACAAAGCCAGUCUGAGGUUAAGCAGCUGUUCACAACAUUUACUGCCAAGUUCACCUUGACUUGCAGCUUAUCGUUGUGACUUCCUCACUGUAAGAUAGACCUUUUUUAUUUGAUAGAGAUGCUACCAAGGAGAUCUGGUAGGAGACAGUGUUUUAGUCACUUUGGUAAAAUCCUUGUGCUGAUCCAUGGUCCUUGUGACAAGUUGUAAGCUAAAGCAUAGUCCGUGCUUACUCUGCUAAAGAUUUAAUUAUUGCUGUUUGUCCUCACCUCAGUCAGCCAAUCACUAAGCUGGGGGUUUAACACUACUGCUUGCUUCUGAAUAACCAUUUUUUCAAAAGAUCCUCAUGCUUUCACAUAAAUCACCUCCUAUUACAGUAGGUAGUAUUUAAAUCUUAUCCAAAUAGCUUUAGGUAUUUGAUUUGAUUGAAACUUAAAGAUCCAUAUUUUGGAUUUGAGUUUUGGGGUUAAGCAUUUGGUAUGUGCCUAGGCAUUGUGGGUUCCUGAUUCCUAGAAUAACAGCUGAUGUUGAUAGUGAUCUCUGCUUGUCACUAUAUGAGUAGUUAGGAAAAGGCCUCUUAGAAGAGAACCUGGACAGAUUGCCUUAGUUCUAAACUCAAUGUACUGAUGGUACUUGUUUCCUGCUCCUCUCGCUCAGUCAGGAUUUUGUAAUUGUGUGGUAAUGAGCAGUAAGUGGACUACAGCCACUGGCAGCUUGGUCUAAUUUGGGCAUUGGGAGAGCCAAAUGAAUAAUAAAACUUCUAGCCCUCACAUCGAAGUCUUACUUAAUAUUUCUUGAAUACAGUUAAGUGUACUUCAUAAAUGUUCUUUAUUUUCAGUGAAGCUAGAUAUAGAGUGGGACGUUGGUCUACAGUAGAAACUUUGGGGGAAGCAGUUGGAACACUCGAGGUUUUUCUCAGUUAAAUGUCUGGAUGGGGCUUGUCUCUACAUAAAACUGCACUUUCCAUUUAAAUUUAGAAGGCCUUUUUUCCUAUGUUUCUUAUUUUUUACUAUUAAAAGAAGUCGGCUCUUGAAAAACCUGUCUCUCAUCUCUUUGGAAGAAGUGAGUUUUGAUUUGUUUUUUCUUUCUCCCCUCUCCUCUUCUUUUAGCUGGCAAAACAGGGUACUAGAAAUAUUUGGAUUUGUGAUGAGCCCAAAUGUGAGAUUGGUCACAGUAUCUUUGUCUACUGUUCUUCACUGUCACGUUCACUUGUCGUUCUUGGAAAUUGGGGUUUGGACCUUAAUGAUGCUGAAAUUCUUGUUCAAAUAAACUUAUGCUAAACAA
Molecule: messenger RNA, 5926 nt
Organism: Sturnus vulgaris (Common starling)
Lineage: Eukaryota; Metazoa; Chordata; Aves; Passeriformes; Sturnidae
Gene: TENT5C
Product: terminal nucleotidyltransferase 5C
Biological process (GO): mRNA stabilization
Molecular function (GO): protein binding; poly(A) RNA polymerase activity; RNA binding
Source: RefSeq, a predicted model, not a curated record